Molecule: messenger RNA, 4570 nt
Organism: Haplochromis burtoni (Burton's mouthbrooder)
Lineage: Eukaryota; Metazoa; Chordata; Actinopteri; Cichliformes; Cichlidae
Gene: ubtd1b
Product: ubiquitin domain containing 1b
Exons: 5
Coding region: 913-1518 (201 amino acids)
Molecular function (GO): protein binding
Source: RefSeq, a predicted model, not a curated record
AAGCGUAAAGAAAAAAGUUCGGCGGCGCUAGCAGACUGCCGCUGGUCACCUUUCACCAGCGAAGUAGGGAGAAAUUUUUAGGGGGGCUAUUUAAAGAAAACACUGUACCGAGCUAGUCAAAGAACUGAAGUACUCCUUCGUACGGCGGACAGAGGGAGACUGUAAUGACCCGCUGCGUUUGUCAGAGACGGAAGAUGCGGGGAAAUGAUAUCGUGCGCGCGGAAGUUUGUGUUUACUUACGCCGUGGUAGCUAGCGUGUUGGCCCUGUUAGCCUGUUAGCGAGAAAGGUGCGCUGUGUCUGGACGGGUUAAUAGCAACACUUACAAGUCAGCCCAGCUACGUUAAACAGUAGAAACAUACUGUAUAUAUCCUGAAGCUAACAACGAGCUGGUGGCAGAUGCUGGGGAUUGCUCAAACUCUUGAAACAUUGGUGCGGGCCACGAGCCGUGAACUCUGCGUGCGCGUGUCAACACGCAGGCAGAAGUUAUUUACAAAGAGGGCACUUUAAGCCCUAAUCUCAAACGUAUAGACCUGCAAAACGUGAUUUAAAUAUUAACUGCCGCCCUCAGUGCGGUUACGAAUGACAUAUCAGGCUUGCGUCCCUGUGCGUGAAAACCAUCCUCCUCAUCGGACCUAGUACAUCGUCCUCGUCCGCAAUGGGGCCCCUGUUUAGCCAGUGAGACCCGUAAAAGCGAUCUGGAGCCCGUUAGCCAUGGGGGGAUGUAUGGGCAGAUACUUGGAAGGCUGGGAAGACUCGCAGAGUCGGGGCUCCUCCAGGAACGGUGGACGAGGAGAUCAGUCAGUGUUCUCCUGGCCUAGGUGUGCUCUGUAUUAAUACUGAAUAGUGGGAAACAUGAAGGGCGUAACGAGCCUCUGAAAAAAGAUCGUCCCAAAUGGAAGAGUGACUACCCGAUGACGGAGGGCCAGCUACGGAGCAAGCGGGAUGAGUUUUGGGACACGGCGCCGGCCUUCGAGGGCCGCAAGGAAAUCUGGGAUGCUCUGAAAGCAGCCGCUGUGGCCUUGGAGUGUAACGACCAUGAAUUAGCUCAGGCUAUAGUGGAUGGAGCCAGCAUCACACUGCCACACGGUACCCUGACAGAGUGUUACGAUGAACUUGGGAACCGCUACCAGCUGCCCGUCUACUGCCUGGCACCACCCAUCAACCUCAUCUCAGAGCGUAGUGACGAAGACCCCAGCGACAGCCCUGAACCCCCAGCAGCAUCCAAGAAGGAAUUCCAGCUCAAGGUGCGGCUGUCCACAGGAAAGGACUUGCGUCUCAGCGUCAGCAUGGUUGACACCAUAGGCCAGCUGAAGAAGCAACUGCAAGCUCAGGAAGACAUCGACGCCGUUCACCAGCGCUGGUUCUUCUCCGGGAAGCUGCUCACGGACAAGACACGGCUGCAAGACACUAAGAUCCAGAAGGACUUUGUGAUCCAGGUCAUCGUCAACCCACAGGCACUCCAAGCCCCCAAACCAUCACCACCGACAACCACCGCCUCCUCUCCUGUGCCCGAGUAACCGAGGACCGUCAGAGGAGCGAUGCAGUCUGUGAUGGACCAGAGGUGCCUCCCAAUGCUGGAUAACUUAUUCUUCUUGACAAAAGCUACUGUUACUGAAAGAGAAAUAAACUGUGAGGGUGAAACAAACAAAAACAGACAAAGAAGAAACUGAAAAGUGCUGCUUUUUUCCCCUUUUUUCUAAAUGUCCCUGUGUGUGCACGUGUGUGUUUUUUGGGGGGGAUCUGCUGAGUCGUUCCAGUCAUCACACUAACCAGAGAUGCCUGUCAUCGUUGCAUAUUAAAGCAGAGCUCCUCGCGCUGGUGUGCAAGCCUUUUCUCAGUGCACAGAACGUGCACAUCAGAGCUGCACAUGCAGACUCUGCCUUUGCCCUUUAGCCUGCUAACACAGUGCCAACAGAGGAACUGCAGAGGCGUUGGUUCUAGAGCGAAUUUCUGCUAUGACACCUAUAAACUCAGCACUGUUGCUCUCUUUCUCCUCCACAGAAACAGGAAAGGAAAGCAGGAAAAAAGAAACGUGCUGAAUAUUCUUCUUUUUUUUUUUUCCUUUCCCUUACUGAGGAAAUAAAGUCAACUGGGCUUUUUUUGCACAUUUAAAGAUUAGUACUAUACUUUUGUGGUAGUUUGUGUGCCUUCUACAAGACAAAAGGGGGGGGGGGUAAUCACUGCAAUUUUACUGUUGGGCUAAUAUAUCUUCUUUUUUUUGUUUGUUUUUUUUAGAUUCAGGAACUUUUAGAUGGACCUAAGCUAUAAGUGUUGCCUUUAUUUCUUUUAAAAGAUUUCGUAAGUCUUGCGGACAGAAGAGAAUGGUUGUGUGUGUGUGUUUGUGUGGAGGGGGUGUGCGACAAGAUUACGAAGCUGACCCAUAUGAUGCAUUGAGAGUCGAGACUGGACUAAAAGUCAUAGCUUAAGUGGUUAAUGUCAUUGAUUUAAGGGAAAGCGGAAUUCCCUUGAAAAAAGUGUCGUCUUAACCGCUGCGUUGCUGACUGCGCAGUGACGCCCUGACCAGCAGGAGGGAGCAGCACAGGCCUUAUUAAAUUUGAUCAGAUCAGUUGUUUAUGGUCACUUGUUUUGUUUUGUUUUUCCCCUUCCACCACCGGAUGAAUGUAAAUCCAUCUUUUUUUGCUCUCGAUGUGGUCUGGUAAUGUUGAACAAUAAAAGAAAGAAAGGAGGGGAAAAAGGGCAUUUUCUCUUCACCAGCAGGUAUGAUACGGAGCGGCGAGUGAAAACAAAAAGCUCAAGCUGAUUCCUUUUUUUUUUUUUCUUUUUUUUUUCUCCCUUCAGUAAAACUGGCCAUACUGGUGAUCCCCUACAUAUCAUGACUGUUGCUUACAAGCACACCCCAGGGAUUUCCACACGAUGUCCAGUUUGCUUCUCAUGUAAAAGCAGUUGUUUAAGGCCUUCUGUGUGGCAGGAAGGCCCCACAGAGUGAUUUAAAAAAAAAAAAAAAGGUGAAUUUAGGAACUAAGCAUUCAUUUUGCAUAUAGCAAACUCAGCGUAUGGCAGUAGGCGAGGUAUGGUCUUAAGCAGGCAGGGAAAGGGAAAUGCAGCAUGCUGCUUUAUGGGAUUUUUUUUUUUAGGGGGGUACUAAUACUGCUGGAGUUUUCCUUUAACAAGUUUUAAUUUAAUCAUAUUUUCACAGAUCUGACUGGAAAGCUAAAAAUAAAACCAACCAAAAUCUGUGCUUCAAGGCGAGAAUGUUUUUUUUUCUGUGGUGGCUUUCCUGUAAGCUGGUGUCGAUUCAGAGAACAAGGAGAGGUUUUUUCGAGCUUGUUUGUCUGUCUUAGUUUCACACUGAGCGGUGAGCACGCACUGCCUGUUUUCUUUACAUCAUAGCACAUCUGUUAGUGUUCAUGCCCCGACUCUAACCGGCUCUUGAAGAGCAACAAUAAUUGUUUGGAGGGAAGAGAGCCAUCAGGUUUGUCGCCAGCCGCAGCGGUCACCAGAGGAAACAAACGAGUGAGAUGUGAUAUCUGUAUGUAAAUCUGCAGACGAGCUGCAAGAUCUUUGGCAGUGGAACAUUUUCACUUUUUAUUUAUAGCUGCUAGCAGUCCAGAGUUCACUCGACUUCGCUCACCUUAAGCAGCCUUUGUUUGUAUGUACCCGUGGAGAGCAUUAGCUAUCAUCUGGGAACUUUUUAAAUUUAACAGUAUUCAUAAGUGAUGACCAGUGCACAAAAUAAGCUUGGCUGAUGCUGGAAUCCCUGAAAAAUUAGAUGUUGUCCCCAGAGGCUGGACUCCCAGAUUGAUGAGCUACAAACAAAACAGCCCCACAUUCAUCCCCCUCAUGCUGGACCAUCUGAAUCCACUUUAAACCUCUGUGGCUGUGUUCACACUGGAGCUCAGUGAAGAUGAUUUUGCCUGAAUAAUAGCCAUGGAUCUCUCGGUGUGAAAAACACCGUGCUUUAUUAUCACAAUCACCCUUUCUUGUAUUUGCAAUCAGAGAUAUGAGACUGCUUUCCUGAGCAGUGUGUUUGCACAAGAGUCUGUUUGUAUGGGAGGAAAAAUAAAAGCCAUAAUCCUGAUCAUGACAUUUAUGUCACUGCGUAGCACACCCCAGCUGAUUUUCUUUUCUUCAGUGACUCAUUUCAAACUCAAAGUGCAUUUAAGCUACAUUUUUUUUUUCUGUUGUCCUGUUUCUGCACACAAAGGAGGAAAGCCAAAGAUACAAGAGCACUCUGUGCAUCAGUUCCAGGUCACGUUGCAGAAUAACGCAUCAGCUGGUUCACUGUCACAAACGCCCACAGCUGGACGAGCUUUGUUUUCAUUCUCCGCUCCUGUUGCACAAAUAUCCUGCAUCAUCAGCAUCGUGGAGGUAAUGAAACUGACCUGAGCCACAGCAGCAGUUCACCACAUCAAGAUGAUGUUCCUUCUCUCUUUGUCUAGCCACUUUUCAGCCUUGUGGUUCAUUAACUUGUGUGUGUUUUAAGGAUGUUUUUCUUUCCUCCUUCACCUUUUACCUGUGGUUCCUAAAGGGAUAUGUUUUGUAACUAUCGUAUGCAAACUUGAACAAGCGUUUGUCUCUGUAUGUGCAAUACAAUAGACAUAGACCUCA